AACUAGAAUAAACGACAGUGGCGUUCCUUGCGGGUACUUGAAGAAGUUUAAUGUUUCCAAGUUUGUUUGUCGUCUGCUUCACUGACAGCACGAAGGCUGACAAAAUAUAAUUUAAACCGAAACAUAUAAAAGUGUGUUUUAAAUAUUUAUUUUUAAGAAAGUUGUAAAAGUUUUAUAUAUAAUGAGUGUAGAAGAAGGGAAGAAAUUCGUAGACGUUAAGGUGCAGUGCUGUUUGGAAGAAAACCAAACUUUCGAGUUAUUACAAGAUAAUUUGAUGUCAGUACAUCUUCCGUCAAAAAGCUGGGGUUAUACAAGAGGAAAUAAAUUUUUUCUUGGUUUUGAGAAGGCUGAGAAAGAAGCAUUGAUUCGAAAAAGAAUUGUGGUAUUUCCCACUUUAAAAGUUAAAAUUUUUUUGGAUGACAAAGAAAUGGUAUUUUCACAGUUUAUAAAAUUAACGAGUAUAGACGAAUUAAAUAGACUUUUGAAAUGUAUAGAAAACAUUGAAUUAUAAAUUAAUAAUUGAAACGAAUUGUAUAUAAUAAUUACAAUGUAGUGGUAAGAACAUUAAUGUACUAAGAAUUUUCGACAUUUAUAUUAUUGUAUAUAUGUUGAAAGAAUGUGAUUUUUACAAAAGAA
Molecule: messenger RNA, 636 nt
Organism: Leptopilina boulardi
Lineage: Eukaryota; Metazoa; Arthropoda; Insecta; Hymenoptera; Figitidae
Exons: 2
Coding region: 182-511 (109 amino acids)
Source: RefSeq, a predicted model, not a curated record